Metarhizium album ARSEF 1941 is the source of this 999-nucleotide messenger RNA. RefSeq names its product iron sulfur assembly protein 1. The transcript has 3 exons. The record is from RefSeq and is a predicted model, not a curated record. Lineage: Eukaryota; Fungi; Ascomycota; Sordariomycetes; Hypocreales; Clavicipitaceae. Bases 1 to 999 code for a protein of 332 amino acids. Gene Ontology annotation, biological process: DNA repair; iron-sulfur cluster assembly. Gene Ontology annotation, molecular function: 2 iron, 2 sulfur cluster binding; methylated-DNA-[protein]-cysteine S-methyltransferase activity. Gene Ontology annotation, cellular component: cytoplasm; mitochondrion.
AUGGCCGCCCCGAAGGCCCUUCCACGGGUCCACGAGACACGCCCUCCACCAAGACAAGCGGCCCCAACAGCGCCGCCCGCCGCAACUCAAGACUCGCAAGAGCCGGCAAAGGAGCCAACCUCAAAGUCGAGCGGACCGGCAGCGCAAAAGCCCAGAGCCACUCGCCCGCGGCCAAGGCUACGUCCGCUGAAGGCGGCCAUGAAACUCACGCCCGCCGCCGUAGAGCAGCUCCGGUCGAUGCUAGACCAGCCAGAGCCCAAACUCAUCAAGGUCGGCGUCCGUAACCGCGGCUGCAGCGGUCUGGCGUAUCACCUGGAAUACGUGGACAAGCCGGGCGCCUUUGACGAACUCGUCGAGCAAGACGGAGUCAGGGUGCUCAUCGACAGCAAAGCCCUCUUCAGCAUCAUCGGAACCGAAAUGGACUGGGCCGAGGACAAGCUCAACCAGAGAUUUGUCUUUAAAAACCCCAACAUAAAGGAGCAAUGCGGCUGUGGCGAAUCUUUCAUGGUUCCUCGCAGCCCGUUGGCCCAGUGCCCAAUGGCCGUGUGCGGCAAAGGCAAACAGGACGACGGGUCGGCCGCCUCGGGCGCCAAAACACGCCGCAAGGUGACGGCCCCGUCCGCCAACGCGGCUGCCGGCAUGCGGCUGCAGCUCUCGCGAAUCGCCCUGUCUAGCCGUACAGACUUUGAAAAGCGAGUCUGGACGGCGCUCUGCCACAUCCCCGAGGGCCGAGUCACCACCUAUGGCCUCCUCUCCAAGCACCUCGGCUCGUCGCCCAGGGCGGUAGGCAACGCCCUGCGGCGCAACCCUUUUGCGCCUGAAGUUCCUUGUCACAGGGUUGUCGCGACUGGUAUGACGCUGGGAGGCUUCAAGGGCAGGUGGCCGCGGGACGGGGAGGGAAUCACGCUUGACGAGAAGCGAAGUCUGCUAAGGCGCGAGGGCAUCGAGUUUGAUGACAAAGGAAAGGUUUUGAGCACACCCUGGACAGGGUGGCUGUAG